CACGAUACUCUUCCGCCGCCUCAGAUCCGCAAACGCAAACGCACUCAGGGUCUCCAGACUCCGCCGCCAGACAGCACCAGCUCCAGUUCGGGUGCCUUGGCGUCGACUCCAAUAUCGAUAACGGAGCAAGAGUCGCAGAUUCCCUACCCUUUUAAGACUGUUAACCACACGGAUUACCAAUUUUUAUCAAAAUCCCCUAUCGCGCUGAAUAUCGAAAUCAAGCGUCCGAGCGGCGAUAGCGAAAAGGCCCAAAGGCAGCUGGUAGUUUGGCAAUACGCACAUUGGAACAUGCUGCAGCUUUUGGCCUUAACCAAAAUUGACGGUCAUUUUUCAACGUUGGAAGGAUUAUUCUUUCUUCCAGAUAUUUACAUUGUCGGACAUAAGUGGGAAUUUUCGGCAACAAUUCGCAAUAAUACUGGGGAAAUGGUUCAAUGGAUAGACUACCCUCUGGGCAGCACAGAAACUGCUUACGGUAUUUAUGCCAUUAUUUGGGGGCUGCGUCGCAUCGCCCAGUACUUUACCCAGGUGUAUUGUCCGUGGUUUCAAAAAAACAUACUGCGUUUGGCAAAUGUACCUGGUUUAUAA
This is a messenger RNA of Pyricularia pennisetigena, 585 nucleotides long. RefSeq lists its product as uncharacterized. The transcript has 3 exons. The record is from RefSeq and is a predicted model, not a curated record. NCBI's taxonomy places the organism in Eukaryota, Fungi, Ascomycota, Sordariomycetes, Magnaporthales, Pyriculariaceae. The annotation marks the transcript as partial.